Messenger RNA from Manis pentadactyla (Chinese pangolin), 370 nucleotides. RefSeq names its product lens epithelial protein (gene LENEP). Lineage: Eukaryota; Metazoa; Chordata; Mammalia; Pholidota; Manidae. Bases 39 to 224 code for a protein of 61 amino acids. The record is from RefSeq and is a predicted model, not a curated record. The transcript has 2 exons. Gene Ontology annotation, biological process: multicellular organism development.
AGGCGACUCCCGCACCCUUCCUCAUAGCUGCUGCCCACAUGCAGCCCCGGACACAGCCCCUAGCCCAGGCCCUACCCUUCUCCUUCGGAGGGGCCCUGCGAGACAUUGGGCUCCGGGCGCCUGUCAUGAAGAUGGGCACUGGGUGGGAGGGCCUGCAGCGGACCCUGAAGGAAGUCGCCUACAUUCUCCUUUGCUGCUGGUGUAUCAAGGAGUUGCUGGAUUAAAGGCAGCAGGGAACUGCCUCCUCCCCACCAGCCCCAUGGCUGGCAACACUCAGAGCCCAGCCCAACCCCAUCAAGACUCCUGGAGCCAGCUAUGCUUGACCAAGGAUAGGUCACAAAUAAUGAGUAAAGUGUAGGUCCUGAUUUGA